GCGCGGCAGUGGUGGCAUCAACCCCGUUAAGUCGCGUCGCGCACACCUCGCUCCGGUGACAGCAGCAGCAGCAGUGGCGGCGGCACAUUGAACACGUUCCCGGAAUGGCUAGCGACGCGCAGGAACGCAAAGCCCUCGAGCAGCUGAAGGCGGCCUUGAAGGACGUUUGGCAAGAGCAGUUCACAGACGCGUACCUGCUGCGAUGGCUACGAGCCCGGGACCUCGACGUGGCCAAGGCCGAUGACCUUCUGCGCAAAAACCUGCGGUGGAGAGAGGAGAACAAGAUCGACAGCCUGGUCGAGCGCUACAAGUGGCAUCCAAUCAUUAAGCAGUACUUUCCUGGCGGAAUUUUCAACCAUGACCGGGAUGGCAGCCCAAUGUACUUCAUUCCAAUAGGCAGCGGUGACUUCAAAGGCAUGCUACAGUGUCUGUCCAAGGAAGAGAUGGUCACGCACGUGGUCUACAUGCUCGAGCUGUUGCAACGAGAAAGAGAGAGCCAGACCCGCAAGCUGGGAAAGCUUAUCGACAAGUCUGUAUUCUUCUUUGACUGGGAAAACUUCAGCCUCAAGCAGGUCUACUCUUGGCAAGUCGUGGACUACAUUCGAGCACUGGUCAGUCUCUACGAGAACAACUACCCCGAGACACUCAAGCUUGGCCUUCUCGUCAACACCCCGAGUUUCUUCCCAGUGUUCUGGAAACUUAUCCGGCCAUUCCUGAGCGAAAGAACAGCGGGAAAGAUUAAAAUCUUCUCACGCGAUGGUUGGCUACCGAUCCUGCUGGAGUACGUGGAUCCCAGCCAGUUGCCGGCCCAGUGGGGAGGCACCAUUGUGCACCCCGAGGGAGGCGCUCGCUGCACGCAUGCGAUUGGCCCCGGAGGAGAGCUUCCGGCCGCCGUCAGCCGAGGUGGUGGCGCGUUGGCCACCGAUCCCGAGGCGGUCAGCUGCUUUGUGGAGCGCGGUCGGUGCCUCGAGGUGCCCGUCCAGGUCGAGGCGGCGGGCGCCAAACUCCACUGGCGGUUGCAGGCGAAGGACGUGGCCUUCGCCCUGUGGAGGAUCAGCGGUCAGGACCGCGUCCAGCUGCUCACGCCGCGGAGGAUCGCCUGCGACCGGGACCCGGAGUGCGGGCAGAUGCACUGCGAAGAGCCUGGAACAUACACAUUCACGUUCGACAACAGCUUUAGCUGGUUCAACGGAAAGCAGCUCUCCUACGUCAUACGGGUACAUCACGAAUCCAUAUCCAGCCCCGAGGAAAUUGCUAGGCGCUGAACAGAGUGGCCUGCCUCAAAGUCAGGCCUUGUACAGAAGCUUCUGACCACGCUUGCGUGGCAGCGAACUUUUGGUCUCGUUGUUUUAACAGAGUGUGUUUUUAUUGAAACUGCAAUAAAUAUGAGAGGCCUCAUAUUUUUUUUAUGGCCUGUUAUUUCGAACUGUUA
Dermacentor albipictus is the source of this 1432-nucleotide messenger RNA. Its product is annotated as SEC14-like protein 4. The record is from RefSeq and is a predicted model, not a curated record. NCBI's taxonomy places the organism in Eukaryota, Metazoa, Arthropoda, Arachnida, Ixodida, Ixodidae. Gene Ontology annotation, cellular component: cytoplasm.